AUGGAAGCUGGCCCUUCACGAUCUACCACGACUACAAAUGAUCAAGCACAAUCACACCCUCUACCUCAAACCCACUUUUAUUCCGUGGAAUAUCCUGGCUAUGUUCAGCCUGCUUCAGUUCCUCAAGCAAUCCGCAAUCUCGGUGGUCCUUCCAGUCUAGAAACCGCCUUCCGGCGCGGCGCGUCAAAAUCAGAGACCUUGGUCGAGCUCAAACUUCAGCCCGACGACUCCUUUGUGCAUCCAGUUCCCGGCGAAGUAGUCGCGAACAAUAGUAUCGUUAUCAAAGUAACGCGACGAAAGAGAAAAGGGACCGUAAUGCCUGAAUUGAAUGAACUAGGCCAGCAUGAACUUCUUGGAGACUUCAAAGCAGAGGCAGUGGGCAUCUUACACAAGACAGUGAGAUUCAGAUCGAUGGUCGAUUUUCAAUUUCUGCCUGACUCUGAUGAUCCUAUAUCUCGUCUGCGUUUUGCCAUGGACAGAAUGGAUGUACAAGCAAUUGCUUCAUACCGAACUCCUCCAGAGAACGAAGAUUAUAGAAUAGCUUCCAAGUCGCUAUUUUCAAAUGCAGUAUCAACUCUAGGUGCUCCAGAAAUGAAUAUAGACCCGCAGCUUGUUGAAGAAGGCAUCGAUACUGCGAAAAACACGAAGCCAUCUUCAAAUCAAGCAUUUCGAAGUAAUCUCCGGUUAUUCCCUCCGCCAAUAUUCAGUCGUCAAGGCAUUGCUCAAAGCUAUAAUUUCAAAGGGAAUCCAGCUUCUAUUGUAUCGACUGUCGUCAACGAAGAAACCGGAGAGGAGAAGAAACGAUUGAUCAAUAGGAUGCGUUGGAAGGGCUAUGGUCCCGCUACGAUUGCAUUCUCGGAUCCCAUCGCUCCUGACAAACCUCCGACGAAUGUAGAAGCAGUGCGGGAGCAAGUGGAUAAAAAUAUUUUGAAGAAAUUGGACGAGCUUUUUGCCCAACGUCCUGUUUGGACCCGAGCCUCCCUUUUCAACCAGAUAUCGGCUACCGUCGCCAAAGAGAUCCACAACUCGAAAGUGAUACUUCCGCUUGUUUGCUACGUUUUUCAUGAUGGCCCUUGGCGAGAUACAUUAGUUAAAUUGGGCUAUGACCCUAGGAAGGAUCCUGAAGGACGUUUCUAUCAACGACUUUAUUUUCGAAACGCAAAUCAUCCCAUAAAUCGUCCGUCCGUCGUAACACGUCGCCAAGAAAGAGCCACAACUGCUGCGACGAUCACAACAGAUCCAGAGAAGGAGGAAGCCAGUUCUCCCAUUCACAGGACAUCGCAUAUGUUUGAUGGUGUUAACUUAACUAAAGAAACUGCCGCUUUCCAAUUGUGCGAUAUCACGGACGUUAUGCUCAAAGAAAUGAUUGAGGAUCCAGACGAUGUCCGCGAGGCUUGCGACGAACGCGACGGUUGGUAUUCUACGCAUGCACUGGAGCGUAUAAAAGCCGUUUUGCGCCUCAAGUUCUUCUCUCUCUUGGAUGGCCGUCCGGCCACUGAUGAAGAAUGUCAGGCUGUCUUGGAGCAAGCUGAGAUGGAAUCAAGCAAGGCCGUAGCCUCGUCCCGAAAUGCGAAGAUGAGGCUAGGGAAGCAUAAUAUGGCCAAAGGCGCGUUGAGGCCGGAGGAAGCUGCUGCGUUCCGUCUACGAGCCACUCUCGAUAGGGAAAAAAGGUUACCGCCCUAA
Molecule: messenger RNA, 1683 nt
Organism: Lentinula edodes (shiitake mushroom)
Lineage: Eukaryota; Fungi; Basidiomycota; Agaricomycetes; Agaricales; Omphalotaceae
Product: RNA polymerase III transcription factor IIIC subunit-domain-containing protein
Exons: 11
Coding region: 1-1683 (560 amino acids)
Biological process (GO): transcription initiation at RNA polymerase III promoter
Cellular component (GO): transcription factor TFIIIC complex
Source: RefSeq, a predicted model, not a curated record